AAAGACGUAAAAGAUAACUAUCUCAUUCUGUAAUAACCAGCGCGUGAACAAGUGAGAGGGCUAUUUAUUCAAGAACAUUCAAGUUGCGUAAGGACAUCACGAAAAUACUAACAUAACAACUCCGCUACACAUACAAUGGAGAAGUGUUCCUAUCAUCCGGCCGCAGCUUAUGAGCGACCACCGCUCAAAAGUCCGAUGGUGAAGAGAAGAAAGAACGGAACAACUUCUAGUGUUAAAAAUGUUCAAAUUGCAGUUCUGGGAAAGGACGGUGUAGGAAAAUCAGCAUUUACAGUUAGAGCUCUCACCAGACGUUUCAUUGGGGAAUACGACAAAACAUUAGAAUCUACAUAUCGUCAUCAUGUAGAGCUCGACGGUCAGUUUCUGUCUCUAGACGUCUUGGACACAGCAGGAAAGAACUCUUUAGAAAAGAUCGAUAAGUGCGUCCACACAGGAUCAGACUUAUUUUUCGUCCUCUACUCCACAAUCGACCGAUCCUCGUUCGAGGAAGCCUCCUUGCUCUGUCAGUACCUCCUGAAAACCAAAAACGUGAAUCCGGCUUGCUUAAUUCUUGUCGGCAACAAAAGCGACCUGAAGCAUUUCCGAGAAGUAGAUGAAUAUGAAGGACGUCUAUUGGCUCAAGCCCUGGAGUGUGGUUUCUACCAGCUGUCGGUAUCGGAAGGAUUCGAUGACUCUCAAAAUGUUCUUUACAGUACCCUCAGGCAGUACGUGAAUACACAGAAACACGGAUCGCCUUCCAUCAGAUUGUUUAUUGACAAUGUAUUGAGUCGGAAAAAGUCAGUAACUUAGUCUGUGUUUAUUCGCACGCGAAUGUAUUGUAUCAGUAUUUUUUUUAGGUAGG
Messenger RNA from Pocillopora verrucosa, 859 nucleotides. RefSeq names its product ras-related and estrogen-regulated growth inhibitor-like. Gene Ontology annotation, molecular function: GTPase activity; GTP binding. Lineage: Eukaryota; Metazoa; Cnidaria; Anthozoa; Scleractinia; Pocilloporidae. The record is from RefSeq and is a predicted model, not a curated record.